AUGUCAUCCGAAGGCCUCAUAUACAUACUUGAUGAGUACAUCGCGAACCGGGUUCCCGCCCGUUUGAUCAAAGUCGAUGAAAUGAAGGUAGUGACGAGAGACGAUGUAAAGGAAUACUAUCGUCCCAUGUUCGAGGCACUCAAAUACCCACCGAUAGAGAUGCACGAGACAGUGCGAUAUGCGAUAUUGUCGCACCGAUGGCUGAGCAGAGGGGAGCCUACAUUCCAGGAUAUGUCCGAGCAGGGAGCUCGAGCUCCAGGAACUGGUCCAGAUCCUGAGGGAACCAUUCAGACCCAAAACAGACUCUCCGGGCCCGGAUACGACAAACUUGUCGCAUUCUGCACAAAGGCAAAAGAGUACGAUUGUCCGUUUGCGUGGUCGGAUACAUGUUGCAUCGAUAAGAGGAGCAGCGCAGAGCUCGAUGAAGCCAUCCGCUCAAUGUUUUGGUGGUACCGGAACGCAUCCAUCUGCAUUACUCACCUUGGCACGUCUUCCAGCCCUGACGAUAUGGGAAGCGACCCCUGGUUCACGCGAGGAUGGACGCUCCAAGAGCUGCUUGGGCCUCGCAGAACCAAGUUUUUCGGCAGGGACUGGGCGCCGCUUGUAGACGGAGACAACGACAAAGUUCUAGCUGACCCAACGAACAUCCUUGCAAAGGUGUCCACCAUCACAGGCAUAUCCGACAGCGAGAUCUGUCACUUCGUUCCUGGGAUGCAGAGGGUAGCGGAACGCAUGGGGUGGGCGUCGAAACGGCGCACGACCAAAGUUGAGGACAUGGCAUAUUCACUGAUUGGUAUCUUUGACAUCAGCCUGGAUAUCCAAUACGGCGAGGGCGACGUGGCAUUCUCUAGACUGAUGGAGGCCAUCGUGCGCCGCUACAGUGGGUGGGACAUCCACGCCUGGAAAGGACGCUGCUCCAAAUUCAGCAGAGGACUCGCCUCAUCCCCCAGCUGUUAUCCGCCUCUGCUGUUCAAUUUCCUUGACAAUAACCCAGAUAACUUCAGAGCACCCCUCGACUAUGGGUAUGACGAGACGAUCUUAACGAACAAAGGUUUGCGUCUCAAGGUCCUGCUCGUACCGAUGAAACUCUCUAGCGACCCUAUCGAUAAGGAGAUGCACGACAGUCUAUUCACUUUCCGGGCUAAACAGCCCAAGUACGUCGCUCUCGAGCAUCCUGGGCAGGCCGUGGGGAAAGUCAAGGUUGAGAUACCCUCCAAACUCGAGGACCAAUGUUACCCGUUCCCACCGGGGGUCAUGUCCAUGUAUAAUUGGGCUGUAGGAGUUCUAGACUAUCUCCGGGAUGACUCCGAGGCAGCGAACGAGAACGAGGGCGCGAUUGAGCCGAACGACUCAGAGUACACUGCAUUUUUGCUCUUUCAGUUGCUUCCGGAAUAUCGGCGGCCCAACAUCAAGCCCUGGUACAAACUUGCAACGGAACAGGUCGUCAAAGUAUCCUGUCUCAAAGAAUUGAAGGAUAAUCUUACCACCAUAGCGCUGUAG
This is a messenger RNA of Fibroporia radiculosa, 1500 nucleotides long. RefSeq lists its product as uncharacterized. The transcript is spliced from 2 exons. The record is from RefSeq and is a predicted model, not a curated record. Lineage: Eukaryota; Fungi; Basidiomycota; Agaricomycetes; Polyporales; Fibroporiaceae. The coding region runs from base 1 to 1500 and encodes 499 amino acids.